AUGCAGGUGUCCUUCGUGUGCUCGGAGCACAGCCUCAAGGGCCGGGGCCCUGAGGAGCGGCUGGGCCGUCCGGCGACCAGCAGCCCCAGCCUGGGCACCCGCGGCCGCUUCCGCGCCGUGGCCAUGGUGGCACGGAGCCUGGGACACCUGUCGGUGCAGAGCCUCCCAAGCGCCGGCGACACGGUCGUGAAGCAGCCCGGGAUGAAAUAUAGGAACCUGGGCAAGUCCGGCUUGCGGGUCUCCUGCCUGGGGCUUGGAACAUGGGUGACCUUCGGAGGACAAAUCACGGAUGAGAUGGCAGAGCAGCUAAUGACCCUGGCCUACGACAAUGGCAUCAACCUCUUCGACACCGCGGAAGUCUACGCAGCUGGCAAGGCUGAAGUGGUCCUAGGAAACAUCAUAAAGAAGAAGGGCUGGAGACGUUCCAGCCUCGUCAUCACCACCAAGAUCUUCUGGGGCGGAAAAGCGGAAACCGAGAGGGGCCUUUCCAGAAAGCACAUCAUAGAAGGUCUGAAAGCUUCUCUGGAGCGGCUGCAGUUGGAGUAUGUGGACGUGGUGUUUGCCAACCGCCCAGACCCCAACACACCCAUGGAAGAGACCGUGCGCGCCAUGACCCACGUGAUCAACCAGGGGAUGGCCAUGUACUGGGGCACAUCGCGCUGGAGCUCCAUGGAGAUCAUGGAGGCCUACUCGGUGGCCCGGCAGUUCAACCUGAUCCCACCCAUCUGCGAGCAGGCCGAGUACCACAUGUUCCAGCGCGAGAAGGUGGAGGUGCAGCUGCCGGAGCUGUUCCACAAGAUCGGAGUGGGCGCCAUGACCUGGUCCCCUCUGGCCUGUGGCAUUGUUUCUGGAAAGUAUGACAGCGGCGUCCCGCCCUACUCGAGAGCCUCCUUGAAGGGCUACCAAUGGCUGAAGGACAAGAUCCUGAGUGAGGAAGGUCGGCGCCAGCAGGCUAAGUUGAAGGAGCUGCAGGCCGUCGCCGAGCGCCUGGGCUGUACCCUGCCCCAGCUGGCCGUGGCCUGGUGCCUGAGGAACGAGGGGGUGAGCUCCGUGCUCCUGGGAGCUUCUAACGCAGACCAGCUCAUGGAGAACAUUGGAGCGAUCCAGGUCCUUCCAAAACUGUCAUCUUCCAUUAUCCACGAGAUCGAUAGUAUUUUGGGCAAUAAACCCUACAGCAAAAAAGACUACAGAUCCUAAGACGCCGCCGCCCGCCUGCUUGGACAGUCCGCUCCCCUCCCCGUCUCUGUUCGCUCGCUUAAGCUGUUCUGAAGCCAAGUGACGAGUGUGGUGUGUGUCAGAGAGAGC
Molecule: messenger RNA, 1305 nt
Organism: Cynocephalus volans (Philippine flying lemur)
Lineage: Eukaryota; Metazoa; Chordata; Mammalia; Dermoptera; Cynocephalidae
Gene: KCNAB2
Product: potassium voltage-gated channel subfamily A regulatory beta subunit 2
Exons: 14
Coding region: 1-1197 (398 amino acids)
Biological process (GO): regulation of potassium ion transmembrane transport; regulation of action potential; potassium ion transport
Cellular component (GO): voltage-gated potassium channel complex; cytoplasm; extrinsic component of cytoplasmic side of plasma membrane
Molecular function (GO): transmembrane transporter binding; potassium channel regulator activity; voltage-gated potassium channel activity
Source: RefSeq, a predicted model, not a curated record